This is a messenger RNA of Linnemannia hyalina, 1251 nucleotides long. Lineage: Eukaryota; Fungi; Mortierellomycota; Mortierellomycetes; Mortierellales; Mortierellaceae. The record is from the annotation of a GenBank genome assembly.
AUGACUAUCACCGAACUCCCCCAGGUCCUCAGCAAGGAAGGACAAGGCCUGCUACCAGUCAACACCCCAAUUCGCUCCUUCAUCCUCACCGACAAGUCUUCGCCAGGGAUGGCAUGUCAGAUCACCAACCUCGGCGCCACUCUGACCCAUCUCUGGGUGCCCGAUAGCAAGAACCACUCUAGAGACGUUGUCUUGGGAUUCGAUGACAUGACUGCAUACCGCACCGAAUACGAUCCUUACUUUGGCGCCAGCGUCGGCAGAACAGCCAACAGAAUCGCUAAAGCACAGUUCGCAUUGCCAGAUGACCCAGAGACGGUCUAUCGACUGGAUGCCAACAACGGACCAAACUCACUUCAUGGAGGCAUUGACGGCUUCGCGUUCAGGAUCUGGGACGUCACCCUCACUCCUGACCUCGGCAAUGUCGAAACCCCUGGUACCAGUCUCCAAUUAAGCGUGCUCUCGAACCACAUGGACCAAGGCUUUCCUGGACGUCUCCGUGUGCUCUGCUCCUACCGUCUUUACAACCAUGCUCUCGAAGUCUCGUAUGAGGCGUUCCUGGAAGACGACGCUGGCGACAACCGUCAGGUGUCGAUUGUCUCGUUGACGAACCAUGCGUAUUUCAACCUCCACGGGGUACCAGCGCCCAUCUCCACAGGCAACCCCAGCCAAGUCAAGGAUCACGUUUUCCGGACGACUCAUAUUGCCAGCUUUCUUGAACUCGACGAGACUUCUGCCCCGACUGGAACUGUUGUGCCCCUGGACCAGGACUCUAGCAUGGACUUUCGCAAUGCCAAGACCAUCGGCCAAGAUCUCCUUGCUGCCCCAGGCGGCGCCGGGUACGAUCAUUUCUACCCUGCCCAGCAAGCCAUUGAGCGACCCGAGGAGUACCACCUCGGCAAGGAUAUUAACCGCACGACGCCUCUGGUCCUGGCCACAGUCCAUGCGCCCGAAUCUGGCAUCCAGUUGGAAAUGUCAACCACCGACCCAGGGUUUCAGUUUUACACUGCCAACUUUGUGCACCUAGAGCCUGGCCUGAUCGACACUGCAAAGGUCUUUUUGGAUCUGGGAUCGGACGGAGGAUUUCAGCAUGUUGGAAAAGCAAAGGGCGGGUAUGUGGUGCACUCUGCGUUCUGCCUCGAGGCAUCCCGAUUUCCUGACGCCAUUAACCACCCAGCUUGGCGCGACCAGGUCAUCAUCCGAUCUGGUGACAAGUACCAAUCCAAGACCGUCUACGCCUUUUCGACUAUCUAG